GCUUAUCCAUUUGCUUUCCGUUAGAACAGAGUUUAGAAAGACUCGCGAUGGACGAUUUGUCAGUUGUCAAUCGUUUUCUAACAGUGAUGGGAAUGGUUGCAGGAAUGGGUGCAGACUUUCUUCUGCACCCAUUGCGCGUGAGGUUUUGGUGGGGUCAAGUCCAACUUCCCAACACAUUUGCACCAAAAGAGUCGCCCCAUAGCCCCCAUGGCUCCCAUCCCUCUGAACCUGCUCGCAACAGAGCAGCACAUGCGCUUCUCCUGGUCCUCCCUUCCAGGCAUCGGUCUCCUCGCUCCACUGUCAGUCCGAAAGUGACAGCAAUUGACCCAAUUGCAAUUCUCAAGGUUCGGGAUGAGCUGACAAUUGGCAACAGAAAUGAAAUUCGCGAGUUAAUUUAUGGCCCCGAGUUCGGGCUCCUCAUACACGAGGUCCUGCUCAGCGACCGACUUGUCAAGCAGCGCAGAAUCACGGCUACGAGCUGAUUACGUGCUAGCAGUUGGAUUUAUCACUGGCUGACAAGAGAGUGCUGAGAAGAGCAAUUCGAGUCAAAGGAAGAAACAACGAGCGAUCGUCGAGAGGAAGAGGGAGUUCCGAAGAACUAAUGUGUGGAUGUGAGGUUCAGAUCGGUUGGGUGGUAUAAUUUAAGGCUUUCAGAUAAGAGAUUCAGCUGGCAAAUCCGGCCUCUGUCUCCUUCACUGCAUUGUUCUGUGUUGCGAUGCUCUGAGCCACUGUCUGCGUGCGUGGCUAUGGUUGUGGCUGUACUGGAUGCCGUGCUAAGAGUCGAUCGAUGGCAGAGAGGGCCCAAUUUUGUUUUAUGAGUUGCGAACUGCUGCAUGUCUGGGGAGAUUCAUCCGCUUGUUCAGCUACUGGAAGCUGUUGCUGGGCUGAUCGUUUUGUACUAUGGUAGGCCGAGGAGGAGGAGGAGGUGCGAGAAUAGAACCGUGCUUCUGCUGCUGCUGCUGCGUCAAGGACGUCAUAGAAAGUGUCAGAAUGCAGUCAGUCAGUCAGUCAGUGGGUUAUGUACCUGCUGCAGUUGAAGGUUUGUUGAACGGAGGGAAGAUUCCUGGACACUGCACAGCACUAUCUUUAAUUCCUCAUGCUCUUUCCCAUCACUGUCUGCAAACAAAAUGUGUGGCAAUCUACAGUGCAUAUCUAUCGCCAUUUUCGCAUUUAUCUACAAUCUGUACACGGCUCGAGCUUCAGUUCAGGGGUUGAGGAAAAGUGAGAGGGAUGGAAGGCUUUAGAGUCACAGGCCAGAGCUCAAGGCAUGCAUCGGUGACACUUUGUCAGAGACUUUGUGAGAUGUAAGAGGAAAUCAGCUCCGCCGAUGGACACAGAGAUCUGGAUUGGUCGAGGAUGCUCGGGUGGGUGCUCACGUGCUGUCGAAGCAAUUU
Messenger RNA from Marchantia polymorpha subsp. ruderalis, 1394 nucleotides. The record is from the annotation of a GenBank genome assembly. Lineage: Eukaryota; Viridiplantae; Streptophyta; Marchantiopsida; Marchantiales; Marchantiaceae.